Molecule: messenger RNA, 1622 nt
Organism: Raphanus sativus (radish)
Lineage: Eukaryota; Viridiplantae; Streptophyta; Magnoliopsida; Brassicales; Brassicaceae
Exons: 4
Coding region: 287-1423 (378 amino acids)
Molecular function (GO): RNA binding
Source: RefSeq, a predicted model, not a curated record
UUUCGAGUACAAACAACAAACCAAAUCGGCUCCUCUUCAACGCAGGACAUAGACACCGUUACCUAUCACUCCGUCGUUAUUCGCCGCCCCUUUGGCCGUGUUUCCAUCACCUUGCUCGGGAGCAAAAACCGCGUUUUCUUCAAUUUGGAUUACUAUUCUAAUUGAAAGUCUCCGUGAUGUGUUUUUUUUUCUCUUGUAGAGACCAAUUUCGAAAAGCAGGCUGGCUAUAUGAAAACAUUCAAAUUCUUGAGACUAUUUGGAUUUAAAUAAUUUGUCACACUUCUUGAUGACAAUUGCUUUUGUUCGUAGUCUCCAAAGAGCGUCUUCAUCUCUUCUUAGAUCCUCAUACCCACUUCUCGUUUCCUCCUGGUCUCUUCAGCAAAACCAAGAACUUACUUAUUCAACGUCUACAUUCUUGCUACCGACCAUCUCAACGGUUUCAAGGCCCAUAUGCCGAAGAAACUUCAGCCAUGGGACGGUGAACCUUGUGAUAUCUAAAGGGAAACCCAAGUUCGAAACUCGGGAGCUUGAUCCUCCCAAGAAAUGGAAGUGGCUGACUAAGAAGAGGCUGAAGCUGAGAAGAAAGAAAGAAAGAGAGGAAAGAAACGCAGCCAACAGGAGAGACCCACGACGACUCACCGUCAAGGGGAAGAAGAGGAGGAAGUUUGCUAAUCCAGAGGAGAGAAUCAAGGACAAGCUGGAAAGAGCCAAGAUCAAAGAAGCGUUGUUGAUCGAGAAACUGAAACGGUACGAAGUUGCUAAAGUGCAGCAGGGACCUGAGGUUCGACCACGUGAUAUCACGGGAGAAGAGCGUUUCUACCUGAGGAAGAUGGGUCAGAAAAGAUCUAACUACGUGCCGAUUGGGAGAAGAGGAGUGUUCGGUGGUGUGAUUCUGAACAUGCAUCUGCACUGGAAGAAGCAUGAGACGGUUAAGGUUAUCUGUAAUAACGUUAAGCCGGGACAAGUGCAACGGUACGCAGAGGAGCUUGCUAAACUGAGUGGUGGUGUGCCUGUUGACAUAGUCGGCGAUGAUACAAUCGUAUUUUACAGAGGGAAAGGUUAUGUUCAGCCAAAAGUUAUGUCUCCAAUCGAUACAUUGUCGAAGAAAAGGGCAUAUGAAAAAUCAAAGUACGAGCAGUCUCUUGCGUCAGUAAGACACUUCAUAGCAGUUGCAGAGAAGGAACUUGAACUAUACUAUAAGCAUGUUGUUCUUUACGGUGAUCCGAUCAACAGAAACCCUUUUUCGAUCUUGGAUGAUUCUCCAUCAGAAUCAUGUGAUUGCCAUCAGGACAAGCUUUAUAUGGACUGUUCGGACACUGAAACCGAGUUUGAAGACGAAGAGUUAUAUGAGUUAGAUAAUGGUUCUUCUUCCUCUCCAAAGGAAAAGAGUUGUCUGAAACAGGAAGGUAGUUUGGACUUGUAGAAAGUAGAAACCUUGGUUUAUAGGUCUGGUCAUAAAUAAAAAUGCGAAAUGAAAUUUAUCGUUGAGCAAUUUGCUAAAUUGUUAAGUUACAAAAAAAAAAUUUGCUAAAUUGAAGCGGUCCUGUUUAUGUACAAAUUUCUAAAAAGGUUCAAGAGAGUUAAUCUUCUACGGCGUAUAAAUCAAAAUAAAUCUUCCAAUU